This is a messenger RNA of Hemibagrus wyckioides, 3799 nucleotides long. RefSeq names its product myeloid ecotropic viral integration site 3 (gene meis3). The record is from RefSeq and is a predicted model, not a curated record. NCBI's taxonomy places the organism in Eukaryota, Metazoa, Chordata, Actinopteri, Siluriformes, Bagridae. Bases 517 to 1761 code for a protein of 414 amino acids. Gene Ontology annotation, molecular function: RNA polymerase II cis-regulatory region sequence-specific DNA binding; DNA-binding transcription activator activity, RNA polymerase II-specific. The transcript is spliced from 13 exons. Gene Ontology annotation, biological process: positive regulation of cell population proliferation; brain development; positive regulation of transcription by RNA polymerase II.
GUGCCGUUCAAGAUAAAACGCAGGGGUCUUGCGUUUGUAAUGCGCGAGCGUGUGUGUGUGAUAAGAAGGGGGGCGCGAGAGACCCCGUCGCGUUUUGACCCCCGAAACGACUCCCGAUCUCCAGCAUCGCUCCCGCCUCCAUUCGGCUUUUUAAACCGGGCCCAUUGCUUGCUUCGCAUACACACACACAAACUCACACUCACACACACGCGAGCGCGCGUAUCCUUUUACAGCUUGUUGUCUCGGUCCAUGGAUGUGGUGAUACACCGAGCAGAUCGCCACACUGCCGCCGCGAUCUACGUCUCUCCAGCCCGCCAAGCAGCACCGAUUCACCGCGGAACAGCUCGAGAUUGAGACGAAGAGAGAGAAGGAGCGAGAGAGCGCGAGAGACACACACACACACACACACAGAGAGGGGAUCCCCGCGUCUCAAGUGAUUGUGACUGGUGUUCUGUCCCGGACUGCCGGAUCGGUGUGUGUUGUCUUCCGCGAGAAGAGCGCGGCUUUCCGUGGCGCAUGGAGAAAAGGUAUGAAGAGCUGGUGCAGUACCCAGGGUCAGAGGUCAUGCCCGUGGGGGGGUACGGGGAGGCGAUGAGGUCACUACCACCGUCUCACUAUGGCCACAGUGUCCCUGACUCUCUCAAACACUACCGUGAUCAGAUCUACGGCCACCCUCUGUUUCCUCUCUUGGCCUUGGUGUUUGAGAAGUGUGAGUUGGCUACGUGUUCACCGCGUGACUCCAGCUCACUGUCGAAUGCGUCCCAUCAUCCCAGCAUGACGGGUCACAGCGAUGUCUGCUCUUCCGAAUCAUUCAACGAAGACAUCGCGGCCUUCGCCAAACAGAUCCGGUCAGAGAAACCCAUCUUCUCAUCAAAUCCAGAACUGGAUAAUCUGAUGAUCCAGGCCAUCCAAGUACUACGCUUUCACCUACUAGAGCUAGAAAAGGUUCAUGAUCUGUGUGAUAAUUUCUGCCAUCGCUACAUCACCUGUCUUAAGGGCAAAAUGCCCACUGAUUUGGUGCUAGAGGAUCGCGAGUCCGGAUCCAAAUCUGACAUGGAGGAUUUCACUGGAUCUUGUACAAGUCUUUCAGAGCAGAAUCAGUCUUGGUUGAGAGACACAGAUGACUGUUUGUCAACGCCGUCAGGUACUCCGAGCGCCUCCUGUGGACUCGCCUCGCACAGUGUGGACGCUUGCAGCGACGCUGGAGAUGGACUGGACGCUGUAGCGUCUCCUAGCACGGGAGAAGAGGACGAGACGGACCGAGACAGACGAAACAACAAGAAACGAGGGAUCUUUCCCAAAGUGGCAACCAACAUCAUGAGAGCUUGGCUCUUCCAGCACCUAUCACAUCCAUACCCUUCCGAAGAACAGAAAAAACAACUCUCUCAAGAUACAGGACUCACCAUCCUUCAGGUCAACAACUGGUUUAUAAACGCCCGACGCCGAAUAGUCCAGCCCAUGAUUGACCAGUCGAAUCGCUCAGGUCAAGGUGCCCCAUACAGCCCAGAGGGAGGAGCGAUAGGAGGUUAUGGAUUAGACAGUCAGCCUCAUUUAGGCCUUCGGACAGCAGGUCUUCAGGGAAUGCCGUCUCUGCCUGGAGACUACCCCGGUGCACUCUUGCCCCAGCCGGGUUACACCCAUGCGGCUCCGUCGCUGCACCCUUACCCCGGCCCCCACCCUGCCAUGCUCCUGCACCCACCCCCCCAUCCGCACUCGGCAGAGCCUCUAAUUGGACAAGGCCUGGACAUCCAUGCCCACUGAGAGCGGGGGAGGGGAAUGAAACCGGGCUCACACACUCCCGAGUGCACUAGUUUCACCUCAGUAAACAUGACGGCACGAUUUCAUAAACUUCGACACCUUGUCAUGUUAUGACACUAACCCUUUAUAAUCACCGUCUUAAAAACUGACACGAAACCUCUUAUGUCUGUUUUUUCUUACAUUACAAACUGAUAUCAGAGGCAACACAGCGGUAAGGUUCCGGUAUAGGCUUUUUCCUACUGUAUAAAGUAAUGGAAAUUCUGGCACCGUAAAACUAGAUCUGGAUAUGGGUUUUGCUUCGUCAGCAAAGUGUUGAGCCGAAAGUUUCCAGCUUUAUGUUCAUAUACAUAAGCACCAACCAAGAACUGAUGGUACUCAGGGACGAGAUGUUCACGCCACGGAGGAUAGUUUGUAGAUUUGUCAACAUCGUGUUGUGCUAUUUCUUAUCCUGUGCCAACGUUUAAGUUGCUUUAAAAACAUUUAUAAGCACAACAAAUGAUUAUUAUUGUUAUUUUUUAUUAUUUUUUUCAAAUGAUAUUUGUUGAUUAUAUGGGGUGCAAUUGAACUUUAAUUUGUAUUUCAGAUGUCCAUUUUUACAUAUAUUUUUCUGGCAAAAAAAUCUAUUGAAAUUUAUCAUGCAGAUUUAUGGAUUCGUUUUUACUGUUGAUGAAAUGUAACGAUCCAUCAACAAGCAUUUUCAGGCUCAUUCAUUUGAUCACGUAUUCAAUGUUGGAUGUGACCGUGGUGGUGUUCACUCUCAGGGUACUACAUGUUGCUGUUAGGGUGGUGUAUGUAUCAUUUACCUAGAAAGGUGUGUCUUUAAUACGGUAUGCUCCUUUUUAUGUAGCUUAAGUCAUUUUAAAAGCUACAUUACAUUCAUACGUCCAGGUGAGAGAUACAUAAAGGAUAUGUUUUGCCUACAAAAUUAGAAGAAAAUGUCCCAGAACCCCAAGUUCCAUUAGUUCCUGGUUUGGCUUGUCCUUGUUUCUAGAGUGUGCAGUGGAAAAAUCCCCAUACAGCCACACUAUCUGUAUGUUGUCUAAAGUUUCUCACACAUUAAUGUACACAACUAAUUUUGCACGGUAUGUCUGGUUAGACUCAUGUCUUCCUAUGGCCUUUCUGCUUCCUGAACUGAAAUUCGAGGCUUUUUGGAGCCUCUCUGCCUUGCCCAGAGACUGCUCGUCAGGAACGUGAACAGAGGAGCACACCAGAUUCCUGCAGUCUGGUGCCUUCACAACUCUACCAAAAAAAAAAAAAAAAAUCCUGUAACUGUCUCCUUGAACCGAUGUAUUCAAGCCUUGCCACAAACCCAAAGACUUAAUUGCUGGAUCUGUUGGACGAAACGAGAGUUUGAACUGUGAAUUAUAGCUGGGUUCCUCAAGCAGUCCCAUAUGCUACGGACCAAUCCUAGUCUUCCCAUAAAGAGGGCAGUUUUAACCCCUUGUCAUUAAUGGCACUCUUGUCAUUUGUACACCAUAUUUAAUUUAAUUUUGCUUUAAUGUUGAAUCUAUUUUUGUAUUUAUGUCUGUCGAAGACUCGGGAUCACCAAACUUUGAGUCGACGUUAAUCUUCAGUUUUUUUGAAGUUUGUCUUUAAAGGUAGCAUUCACCAUGUCCUAACAUAUAGCAUAUUGUUACGUUUGCUGUAAACGAUCGAACUAGCACAGCGUCUUUGUUUUUCCACGUGUAUUCUGUGUUAACAUUUUUGGUAAACUGUUUCGAACAGAGUAAAUUCUGUGAGGAGUUCUGCAAGUACCGAUGUCGGGUCCGUUUCGUUUCUUAUACAGAGGGAUAUGUUCCUGCCUGUUUUUAAGUAACUUGACUGAUAUUUGGAUUCUAUAAAGAUCUUGUCCCUCAUCUCUGUAAUAAUAAAACAAAUCUAAACCCAGUGGUAGAAAUGACAAUAAUCCUAAUUAUAAUAUUGGAAUGGUUAAUAUUGAUAAUGUGUCACAUCUAGUCCUAUUAAAUAUAGUUUUUAUUCCAUAUGCAUACAGAGAAAACUAACAAAAGCCACUUUGACCGGAAGAUAAUUAAUAUAAUAU